AUGGAACUGAGUGGGCUGAGCAUUAAUGAAGAGGACCAUCUAAACCUGGGACCUUCCAUCUCAGCAGAAACCAACAGGCAGGAUGAAGGUGCUGACGUGAUGAAGAACAUGGAGACUGAGCCGAAGAAGAGAAAGGGAACCGUGGAGAACAAGGAACAGCAGGUGAAGCUCAGGAAUGGCGAGGAGACUCUGUAUGAGCUGCCAGAGAGCGUCCGUGCCUCCUCUGCCAACAAGACCCAGGAGAUGCUCUCCAUCCAGAUGCUGAGCGGCACUCCUGAAGCAGACCUCGGAACUGACACAAAUAUAAAAAACACCACCUCAACUGAAGAGGCCAAGGCCAAGCUGCUGGCAGAGGAGCAGAAGAAAAAGACAGGCAGCAAAACUUCCUUUGUUCCCACCAACAUGGCUGUUAACUAUGUCCAGCACAACAGAUGCAAGUCUCGCGGAGCUCUCCUCACCCAGGUGUGACCCUCUCCACUGCUGAAGAAAAAGCAGUCAGUUGGGACAGAGUCUGAUGUGGGACAAAUUAGUUCAUCUAUCAGCACAAGCAGCUGUCCGAUUCCUUUUUCUGGCGUGCUCAUAUAGACCCCAUCUGGCUUGGUCUUUUUCUUCCAUCCGUCAGCAAGGAGAGGUAGCAGCAGGC
Messenger RNA from Gavia stellata (red-throated loon), 643 nucleotides. Its product is annotated as splicing factor C9orf78-like. Bases 1 to 468 code for a protein of 155 amino acids. The transcript has 4 exons. Lineage: Eukaryota; Metazoa; Chordata; Aves; Gaviiformes; Gaviidae. Gene Ontology annotation, biological process: mRNA splicing, via spliceosome. Gene Ontology annotation, cellular component: spliceosomal complex. The record is from RefSeq and is a predicted model, not a curated record.